This is a messenger RNA of Caenorhabditis elegans, 1290 nucleotides long. It is a transcript of the gene C15B12.8, whose product is annotated as sarcosine oxidasee (formaldehyde-forming). NCBI's taxonomy places the organism in Eukaryota, Metazoa, Nematoda, Chromadorea, Rhabditida, Rhabditidae. The record is from RefSeq and is marked reviewed. The transcript is spliced from 8 exons. The coding region runs from base 11 to 1168 and encodes 385 amino acids. Gene Ontology annotation, molecular function: oxidoreductase activity; sarcosine oxidase activity; flavin adenine dinucleotide binding.
AGUUUCAGAUAUGGUUGGUAAGGCAUACGACGUGAUAGUUGUCGGAGCCGGUAUUUUUGGAUCGUGCACGGCAUACCACUGCCAGCGGCUAGGCCUGCGUACUCUACUACUCGAACAGUAUAGUCUUGGACAUUCGAAUGGAAGUUCUCACGGAAAAAGCAGAAUUAUCCGAUACGCACACACUGAUCCAGAAUAUGUUCCACUUGUUGGAGAUUCGUAUUUGCAAAUUGAAGAGCUUGAGAAAAAACGAGGAGAAAAGUUAUGGAAUAAACUUGGACUGCUCUGGGCGGCGACGGGAAACCAAGUUGACUCCAUUUCUGGACACUUGAAAAAACAUAACAUUGACCAUGAAGUGCUCCCAGGAACAAAAAUUACUGAACGGUAUCCACAAUUCAAGUUUGACGAUAAAUGGACAGCACUGAUUGAUCCAAUGGGAGGCGUGAUUUAUGCUAACAAAUGGCUUAAAGCGUUUCAAGAAGAGUUCAUAACGCUUGGUGGCACUAUUCAAGACAAUGAACCGGUCAUUUCAUAUGGUGAAACUGAUAACGUGAUUGUAAACGUGAAAACGAGCACCGGAGAAUACAAAACCAACAAGAUCAUAUUCACAGUGGGAUGUUGGAUCACAAAGUUUUUUCCUAAUGUAAACUUCCAGAUCAAACCGAUUAGUCUUGCUGUGUGCUAUUGGAAUGCAAAAGAUGAGAAAAACAAUCAUCUUUUGGACGAGAAACAUUUCCCCGUUGUAAUUGCCAAAAACCUCGAGAAAAAGGAAUAUUUCUUUGCCCUGCCGGAUACAGAUUACCCAGGAGCUAUCAAAUUGGUAUUAGACGAAGGAGAUGACUUGGCAGGAGAUUUGAGUCAUCCAACAAAAAACAAUCAAGAACUUGUGACGAUCCCAGGAAGCUUUAUCAAAGAUCACAUUCCGGUGAUUGAUGGAUCCAGUCCGUAUAAAGUGGAUCAGUGUAAAUACACCAACUCCCCGGACCACCAUUAUCUCAUCGGACCAGUUUCGUCUGAAAACUCGAAAAUUCUUGUCGGGGGUUGUGGAUCAGGAUCGGGCUUUAAGACUGCUCCUGGAAUUGGACGUUCUCUGGCAGAAAUGGCAGCUGGAAAGUCUACUACAGUUGAUGUUACCUUUUUCUCACCGAGUCGCUUUGAGACUCCUGCUUGAGCUAUUAAAUUUUGUAAUAUUUAAUUAACUCGCAUUAAAAAAAAAUACAUGUAUUUUUCGAGUAUUCGAAAUAAGAUUAUGUUUAAAAAAAUAAAUUGUUUUCAAAGUUGUACUUUACACUU